Messenger RNA from Passer domesticus (house sparrow), 7175 nucleotides. RefSeq names its product integrin subunit alpha 5 (gene ITGA5). The record is from RefSeq and is a predicted model, not a curated record. Gene Ontology annotation, molecular function: integrin binding. Gene Ontology annotation, cellular component: external side of plasma membrane; integrin complex. Lineage: Eukaryota; Metazoa; Chordata; Aves; Passeriformes; Passeridae. Gene Ontology annotation, biological process: angiogenesis; cell-cell adhesion; cell adhesion mediated by integrin.
UUUGGGAAUUUGGGUGUUUGGGGAUGUGGGGACAUGGGGACACAGGGAUGUGGGUGUGAGGGGACUUGGGGACAUGGGAAUGAGCACGAACAGGGGGACGGAGCCAGGCCACGCGUGUGCUCCAUGGGACAGAGCCAGGACACGCGUGUUCUCCAGGGGACGGAGCCAGGACACGCGUGUGCUUCAUGGGACAGAGCCAGGACACGCGUGUGCUCCAGGGGACGGAGCCAGGACACGCGUGUGCUUCAUGGGACAGAGCCAGGACACGCGUGUUCUCCAGGGGACGGAGCCAGGCCACGCGCCUGCCCGCGGUCACCGUGUCACCACACGCGUGGGAUCGCGGCCCCGGUGUCACCACACGGUGUCACAGCGCACGGUCACCGUGUCACCGCACCCAACCCCGCUGCCACCUCCGGCCAUCCCGGUGCCACCUCCCGCGUGCCCGGGGUCGCAGCGGGGCAGGAAAGGCCCCGGCGCCAGCGCAUUGUUCUUCCCCCCCCGCCCGCCACUUCCCCCCCGGCACGGAAACGUCCCCAUUGUCCCCAGGGGGGCACGGCGGGCACGCACCCGCGGGGACAGCGGGGACAGCGGGGACAAACCCCCCCCCCGUGCGACCACCCGCGCCCCCCACCCCGGCCACGGCCGGUGCUGCCGCGGGGGGGUCCCAGGGGUGUCCCGGGGGUGUCCCGGGGGGUGUCCCCACGGUCCCCUGGGCCCUCCCGAGCCCCCCGGAGCCCCCCGGGCCCGGCCCAGCUGCGCGGCCGCCGUUGCAUCAGCGGCGCUGGAAUGCGGCGGCUGCCGGGCGAGGCCCCCGACCCCGGCCCCUGCCCGCCCCCCGCCCCCUUUGCACGCCCCCCGUCCCCCUGCACGCCCCCAGCCCCCCCUUGCGCACGCGGCCGCGCGCCCCGCACGGGUCGGGGGUGUCCCCGCGUGUCCCCGCGUGUCCCCGAGUGUCCCCCCCUUUGCACCAGCACGGGGGGGCUGCACACGCGCCCCGUGUCCCCCUGGGGGGGUCCUACUGUCCCCUCAUGUGCCCCCAAGGAGGUGCCAGCGCCGUGUGCCCCCCUGGGAGUUCUGUGUCCCCCUGGGGGUCCUGUCCCCCCCCGUGUCCCCCCCACCCCUCCGUGGGAACGGCUCCAGCCCCGGCCCCGUUUCCGCUCUUCCCUUCCAGGAAGCGGCCGCCGGGAUCCGGCCCCCCCCGUGUCCCCCGCGGUGUCCCCUUCCUCCGGCCGUGUCCCCUUCCUCCCUCGUGUCCCCCUCCUCCCGCGGUGUCCCUUUCCCAAGCCCCCGUGUCCCCCGCCGUGUCCCCUUCCUCCCGCGGUGUCCCCGGCCCUGCCACCCCCUGGCCUGGCCCGCUCCUGUCCCCCCUGUCCUGUCCUGCAGUGUCCCCCGUGUCCUCCCCCAUGUCCCUGUGCCUGUCCCGCUCGUGUCCCCACACGGUGUCCCUGUGUGCUGGUGUCCCCAAAUGUCCCCGUACCCCGGUGUCCCCGUACCCCGGUGUCCCCGUACCCCGGUGUCCCUGUCCCUCAGUCCCGCUGUCCCGGUGUCCUCGUCCCUCAGUCCCGCUGUCCCAAGGUGUCCCAGUGCCUUUCGGGUGUCCCCGUCCCCGCUGUCCCGUUGCCCUCAGGGUGUCCCUGAUGUCCCUGGGUGUCCUUCAGGUGUCCCCAUCCCUGAUGUCCCCAUGGCCCUGCGCUGUCCCAGGGUGUCCCGGUGUCCUUGGAGUGUCCCGGUGUCCUCGAGUGUCCCAUUCCCUUCUGUCCCGGUGUCCCCGGGGUGUCCCUGUCCCUUCUGUCCCGGUGUCCCCGGGGUGUCCCGCUGUCCUCGGGGUGUCCCUGUCCCUUCUGUCCCGCUGUCCCCGGGUGUCCCUCUGUCCCCGGGGUGUCCCGCUGUCCCCGGGGGUGUCCCUGUCCCUUCUGUCCCGCUCCCCGCGGGAUGUCCCCGUCCCUGCUGUCCCCGUGUCCCCGGCGUGCCCCGCUCCCCCCGGGCUCCCCGGUGCCGGUGCCGGUGCCGGUGCCCGGCGGGGCUCUGGCUCCUCCCCGGUGAGUCACGGCGGGGCGGGGCGGCCCCGGGCCCCCCCCGGCACUUUCCGAGGGGACUCGGGAGCGGGAGCAGCGCCGAGCCCGGGCAGCCCCGACCGCCAUGGCCCCGGCCGCGGCCCCCCCGCGCCGCCCCCGGGCCCGGAUGGCGCUGCCGGUGCCGCUGCCGUGUGCCGCUGCCGCUGCUGCUGCCGCUGCUGCUCCCGCCGGUGGCCGCCUUCAACCUGGAGGCGUCGCGGCCCGUGGUGUUCCGCGGGGCCCCCGGCUCCUUCUUCGGCUUCGCGCUGGACUUCUACCUGCCCGAGCCCCGCAGUGUCAGCAUCCUGGUGGGGGCCCCCAAGGCCAACACGAGCCAGCCCAAUGUCACCCAGGGGGGGGGCCGUGUUCCACUGCCCCUGGCCCCCCGCGGCGGCUGCGCCCCCAUCGACUUCGACCACAUCGGGACCCGCACCCACGACUUUGGGGGCAACAGCAGCGAGGGCGCCGAGCCCGUGGAGUUCAAAUCCCUGCAGUGGUUCGGGGCCACCGUGAGGGCCCACAACGGCUCCAUCCUGGCCUGCGCCCCCCUGUACAGCUGGAGCCCCCCCAAGGAGGAGGGGGGGGCGCGGGAGCCGGUGGGCUCCUGCUUCCUGUCCCUGGGCAACUUCUCCAAGUUCGUGGAGUACGCGCCUUGCCGCUCAGACCUGAACUCGGCGGCCGGGCAGGGCUACUGCCAGGGGGGCUUCAGCGCCGAGUUCACCCAGGUGGGCUCGGGUGCUCUGGGGGGGCCCGGCAGCUACUUCUGGCAAGGGCAGGUGAUGUCGGCCACCCAGGAGCAGAUCGCGGCCGGGAACUUCCCCGAGUACCUGAUCCAGGAGGUGCCGGGACAGCUCCAGACGCGGCAGGCGGAGCCCCAGCACGACGACAGCUACAUGGGCUACUCGGUGACAGUCGGGGAGUUCAGCGGUGACACCACGCAAGACUUCGUGGCCGGUGUCCCCAAGGGCAACCUGACCUACGGCUACGUCACCAUCCUCAACGGCACCAACAUGAAGUCGCUGUACAACUUCUCGGGGGAGCAGAUGGCCUCGUACUUCGGCUACGCCGUGGCCGCCACCGACGUCAACAACGACGGGCUCACGGACCUGCUGGUGGGCGCCCCGCUGUUCAUGGCGCGCAGCGGCGCGGGGGGGGCGCGGGAGCUGGGCCGGGUGUACGUGUACCUGCACCGGGGGGGGGGGCUCCCGCGCCCCCCGCCCCCCCUCACCGGCCAGCACGAGUUCGGCCGCUUCGGCAGCGCCAUCGCCGCGCUGGGGGACCUGGACCGGGACGGAUACAACGACGUGGCCGUGGGGGCCCCGCUGGGGGCCGAGGGUCGCCGGGGGCUCGUGUUCAUCUUCCGGGGGGGCCCGGGGGGGCUGCGGGCCCGGCCCGCCCAGGUGCUGCGGGGGAUGGGCGCGCCCCGCGGGCACCCCGACUUCUUCGGGGCCGCCCUGCGCGGGGCCAGCGACCUGGACGGCAACGGCUACCCCGAUCUCCUGGUUGGCGCCUUCGGGGCGGACGCGGCCGUGGUUUACAGGGGCCGCCCCAUCGUCCACGCCAGCGCCAGCCUGGCCAUCGUCCCCUCCAUGUUCAACCCCGAGGAGCGCGGCUGCGCCCUCCAGGGGACGCACGGUGCCACCCCUGUGUCCCCCCCCAGCAUCAAUGUCACCUUCUGCCUCAACGCCUCCGGACGUCACCUGCCCGGGCCCAUCGGUGAGGGGACAGCGACACGGGGGGGGGACAGGGACACGGGGGGGGGACAAUGGGCUGGCGCUGGAGCUGAGCGCGGACGGGGCCAAGGCGGGGGGGGCGCGGCGCGCGCUGUUCCUGGGGGGGGGCGCGGGGGGGGCGCCCCCUCCCCCACCCGGAACCUGACCCUGGAGGUCCCCAACGGGGGGACCCCGCGCUGCCACACGCUGCCCGUCAUCCUCAGGAACGAGUCCGAGUUCCGGGACAAGCUGUCGCCCAUCGCGCUGUCCCUGAGCCUGGCCCUGGACCCGGCCGUGUCCCCUCCCCCGCCGGGGCUGUCCCCGCUGCUGUCCCCGGCCACGCGCACGCGCCUGGAGGCCAAGGCCCACAUCCAGCUGGACUGCGAGGACAAUGUCUGUGUGCCCGACCUGCAGCUCGAGGCCAGCGCGGACCGGCGGGCGGUGUUCCUGGGGGACAGGAACAGCCUCAACGUGACGUUCCAGGCGCGGAACGUGGGCGAGGGGGGGGCGUACGAGGCCGAGCUGCACGUGCGGCCCCCCCCGGGCGCGCUCUACUCGGGGGUGCUGCGGCCCCACGGGAAUUUCUCGGCGCUGAGCUGCGAGCUGGGGGGGGGCAACGGCUCGAGCCCCCUGGUGUGCGACCUGGGCAACCCCAUGAAGGCGGGGGCCAGCAUCUGGGGGGGGCUGCGCUUCACCCUCCCCCACCUGAGCGACGGCAGCAGCAGCGUGCGCUUCGAGCUGCAGAUCCGCAGCAAGAACGCCAACAACUCCCAGAGCGCCGUGGUGCCCGUGGCGCUGGCCGUGAGGGCGGCCACCAGGGUGUCCGUGCUGGGGGUGCCGGCCGACGUUGUCACCAUCCCCGAGGGGGGGUGGGGACCCGACCCCCCCCAGCGGCUGCAGGACCUGGGGCCACCCGUGGAGCACGUGUACGAGGUGGUGAACGAGGGUCCCGGUGCCAUCAGCCAGGGCACGCUGGAGCUCAGCUGUCCCCUGGGCCACCGCGGCCACCCCCCUGCUCUACGUCACCCGGCCACUCGGGGCUGCCCAACUGCUCGGCCAGCCACGGCACGGACCCGCUGCGGCUGGGACAGGGACAGGGACAGGGGACACUGGGGACAGGGGGGACAGCCACGGCACGGACCCGCUGCGGCUGGAGCAGAGCCCCGGCUCACACGUCCUGCAGCGCCGGGACACCGAGGCCAGCGGGGACAGCGGGGACACCCUGGGCUGUCCCGAGGCCGAGUGUUUCGGCUGAGCUGCCCCUCGGGGCCGCUGGAGCGGCAGCAGCGCGUCACCCUGCGGCUGAGCUUCCGCCCGCGGAGCCCCCCCCCGCGCCAGCAGGAGCAGUGGCCGCUGUCCCUGCGCUGUGACGCCGAGUUCCGAGUGCUGCGGCUGCCGUACCGCGUGCGGCCCGAGAGCUACCCGCGCCACCGGCUGCAGGUGGUGACAGCGCUGUCGCGGGCGCGGCCCGAGGCGGGCGGGGGGGUCCCGGUGUGGGUGGUGGUCCUGGCCGUGCUCCUGGGGCUGCUCCUGCUCGGCCUCCUCUGCUACGGCCUCUACAAGCUGGGUUUCUUCAAGCGCUCGGGGCCCUACGGCACCGCCAUGGAGAAGGCGCAGCUGAAACCCAGGCGGCCUCGGAGGCCUGAGCUUGGGGACAUCCCAUGGCCUGGGGACAUCCACGGCUGAGGACAUCUCUACGGCUUGGGACAUCUCACAGCCUGGGGACACCCCAGGACUUGGGGACACCCACGGCUGGGGACACUCCAUGGCUUCAGGACAUCCCACGGCUUGGGGACAUCCCAGAGCUUGGGGACAUCUCACAGCCUGGGGACAUCCCAGAGCUUGGAGACACGCCGUGGCCAAGGCCACCCCAUGGCUUGGGGACACUUCACAGCUUGGGGCCGUCCCCACACCUGGGGACACCCCAUGGCUUGGGGACCCCGCGAGGACAGUGUCACCUGCGCGGCUGGGGACCCCGCACUGCCAGCGGUGUCACCCGCUACGGACAGGGACCCCACAAGGUGACGUCACCUGCGUCACCGCUGGGGACCCUCCCAUGGCUGGGGACCCCGCAAGGACAGUGUCACCUGCACCGCGGUGUCACCUGCACCGCGGUGUCACCUGCAUGGCCAAUGUCACCUGCAUCGGUGACAUCCCCCCCUCCACGCCCCCGGCUGGGGACACCCACAGCGCCCCCCCCACACUGGCACGGCCACCACCGGGCUGGGGACAGCGCCACAGAACGGUCACCGGCUGGGGACAGCGUCACUGAACUGUCACUGAGCUGGGGACACGGUCAUGGGAACUGUCACUGAGCUGGGGACACGGUCAUGGGAACUGUCACCGGGCUGGGGACAGCGUCACUGAACUGUCACUGAGCUGGGGACAGCGUCACUGAACUGUCACCGAGCUGGGGACACUGUCCCAUGAACUGUCAGCACGUUGGGGACACUGUCCCAGAAUUGUCACCAGGCUCAGGACACGGUCACUGAACUGUCACCGCACUGGGGACACCGUCACAGAACUGUCACUUUAUUGAGGACACUGCCACAGAACUGUCACCGCACUGGGGAACCACCAGGACGUGUCCCCAUGGCACAGCUGCCACCACCGGCUUGGGGACACCAAACUGGGAACCCCCGGACUGGGAACAGCCAGGAUGUGUCACCAGCGGGGACUGUCACCAGCAGGAACUGUCACCACUGGACUGGGAAUUGUCACCAGUGGGAACUGUCACCACCGGGCUGGGAACUGCUGGCACAGGGGUGGCACCGAGCUGGCACCAGCACGGACACUGCAGGGGACACUGGGACACCACGGGGACACCAGGACACCUGUGGGACACCAGGACAUGUCCCCCGCGCUGUCACCUCACCCGGGACAGGACCUGGUGGCGGUGUCACAGUGUCACCCUGUGCCAGCGUGACCCGGGGACGCUGCCACCCACUGUCCCCAAUGACACCCGCUGUCCCCCAGUGUCACCCACUGUCCCAAUGACACCCGCUGUCCCCCAGUGCCACCGCCCUGCACUGCCCUGCCCCCGCCGCGGGCACCUCACUUUGCACUGACCCCGACUCUGGGGGACAGCCUCGACCCCCCUGGCCCCGGGGUGUCCCCAGGGUGUCCCCGGGUGUCCCUGGGGUGUCCCCAGGGUGUCCUGGUGUCCCCAGGGUGUCCCUGGCUGCCCCUGCGGUGUCCCCCGGGUGUCCCGGGGCUGUCCCGGGGCUGUCCCCAGGGUGUCCCCAGGGUGUCCCCGGUGUCCCCAGGGUGUCCCUGGGGUGUCCCCAGGGUGUCCCCGGGCUGUCCCCGCUGUCACGGGGGGUUUGCACUACGGGGGGCGCGGCUUCGGUUUGUAUUUAAUUGGGGGGGGGCGGCCUCGGGGCCCCCCAAUAAACGAGUCUGACCCUGA